Messenger RNA from Lolium rigidum, 1754 nucleotides. RefSeq names its product dentin sialophosphoprotein-like. Lineage: Eukaryota; Viridiplantae; Streptophyta; Magnoliopsida; Poales; Poaceae. The record is from RefSeq and is a predicted model, not a curated record. The coding region runs from base 426 to 1466 and encodes 346 amino acids. The transcript has 3 exons.
AAAUCCGACAAGUUGGAUACCUAGGCGAGGAUACGAUGUCUGCGGCGCGAGCCGCGUGCCCCCCCUGCUGCUGCUGCGUCCUCCGCGCCGUCGCGUCCGCCGACUCCUUCCCCUCGUCGCACCGCCUCCAGCUCUCGUCGUCGCACCGGUUUAGUAGUAGUGGUAUCGGUAAUCCUGCUAGUAGUAGUAGUUCUAAUUGCCUCUGACGUUUGCCUCCCCCUCGUCGCCCACGACCUUCGGUUCGAUCUCGCCCCUGCGCUCGUCCUGAGGCUUGUCCGGUUGUGAGGGUCUGUUGCUUGUUGGUCUCGGGGUUUCGUGUCUCUGCGAGUCUGGUUCCUGGUUUUGACCGGUGUGUUGGAGCCUGUGGUUGCUGCUUCUCCGACGAAAGAGGGAGUUCUCUUCUGAACUUGGGGUUAAGGUUGUGGAUGGGCGGACCUUUGGUAGGCUUCAGUGCCGAAGGUGUGAGCAGCAGCUCAUGUCUCUGCCCCAGCACCUGUGAAAAGGCAGGUUUUCAGCACAGCUCUUGUGCUCGCCCUGAAGAUGAGAAUUUUGAGGGUACAAUAGCACAUGCGCAAGAUGACUUCGUUGUCGAGGAAAUUGGACUGGCUCUUGCUGAAGUGAUGCAGGUCUAUGAUGGCAAUGAUGAAGGGAAAGAUCUGAGCGAAGACUCUGAUGAAAAUGAGGAUUCACUUUCUGUUGAAUCAGAUUCAACUGAUGGCUUGGUGGAUGUUGACACUCAACUGGUCACAUCGUCAGCCUCCCUUGCUGACAAUGCAUCUGAAUCUUCAAUUGGAAAAUUAGAGGAUGGAGAUUCUGUAUCAAAGGUGACCCCAGUGCUGGUUUCUGCAAUGAAAGGAAGCCGAGCGAAGCGGGGUAUUGUCACAAACUUGAGUGUUUCAUGGGCCCCUGAUGUAUAUGAUCCUCCUGUUACUUCUGACUCACACACCGUGAGGCCUCACCAUAGAAGUUCGAGGAAGAGCAACUACAAGUACAAGCCUCCAAAGGGAAGCAGCAGCAGCCGCAGUAGCAGUGGCAGUAAAAAGGACAAGAAGCAUUCUCACCACAGUAGCAACAGCAAAAGAGAUAAGAAAUCAUCUUACCGCAGUACCAGCGGCAGCAGUAGAACUGACACUAGUGAUCCGCAACAUCUCAAGGCAUACGACAAUAGCAUUAGCAGCAGAACUGACACAAGUGAUCCUCAACAUUGUCAGGCACAUGCCAGCAGUAUCAACAGCAUUGAGAAUACAGUUCCUGAGUAUCAUAAAUUGUCUCUAUGGCUGCCACCAGAUAGUGUCAAAAAGGAAGAGGCCGUAUCUCCGGCACCUGUACUGAAGAGCAUUGAACCAAUCAAGCGUAGCGCUAGCAGCUGCAAGGAGGCGCCCUUGAGCAUGCUAUCGCGUCAAUUUGUGGCUGCCAAGUACAAGGGGAUGUUCUCCUUUUGGGGUCAGAACCAACUAGCUUCUUAAGUAUAUGCGAGUCCUCAUGGGUGCUACUCAUAGGCUGCUUCCUGGUAUCAGGCUACCAACAAAGCCUUACUUUGCUUAUGUUUCAGUAUGUGAACUUCUGAGUUGGUAUCUCAUUCUUUGUUGAACGGUUUGCUCCACAUUCGUUUCAGCAACAGUGAUCGUUGUUAUAAAAAUUGUCAGUUGAAGUAUGUACGCCCUUGUGUUUAUUUUGUGUAAUCAGCACGAUGUCUAUUUUGCUGUCUGUUUGAGUUUUAUAUUGAAGCUGAAUUUGUUUGGCUUCGUUACAAA